AUGCUAAUUCAACAUACAAUCCUCCUGCUCACCACUGCAUUCACCUUGGUCAGUGCUGAGACUGUGACAUAUAAAGACUGUGGAAAAAUCGUUGAAACCAUCUGUUCACAUCCUGAUCAAUGUUCGCUUCAACAGCGGAAAAAAGCAUUCUCACACAUAUUAUUAACUUCUUACAGGCUCCAAACUCACAGUCGGUUCAGUCAGCGUGCAACCGUGCAAACAGACACCGUGUGUUCUGAAGAGAGGGAGCUCCUCUACGAUACGCAUCGUGUUCCGAGCAAACGAGACUGCUGGACUUCCUGGAGACGCUGCAGUCCAACUUGUCAAGUGGGGAAUACCUUUCCCUGUCGGACUGGAAAAUCCGCAGAUUUGUGGAGACGUCAAACCGAGUUGUCCACUUCAAACAGGGUGAUCAUACACAUACAACAAAGAGCUAUUCCUCUCUUCCUGGUUUCCGCC
This is a messenger RNA of Opisthorchis viverrini, 459 nucleotides long. RefSeq lists its product as hypothetical. NCBI's taxonomy places the organism in Eukaryota, Metazoa, Platyhelminthes, Trematoda, Opisthorchiida, Opisthorchiidae. The record is from RefSeq and is a predicted model, not a curated record. The transcript has 3 exons. The annotation marks the transcript as partial.